Molecule: messenger RNA, 2004 nt
Organism: Dreissena polymorpha
Lineage: Eukaryota; Metazoa; Mollusca; Bivalvia; Myida; Dreissenidae
Product: protein KTI12 homolog
Exons: 8
Coding region: 32-859 (275 amino acids)
Source: RefSeq, a predicted model, not a curated record
GGCAUCGCCCAUAACAAGAAAUUAAUAUAAAAUGCCUUUUAUACUUAUUUGUGGGUAUCCGUCUUGUGGGAAGAGUAGACGAACUGAAGAAUUGAAGAAAUAUUUUGAAAACGAACAGAAAAAGACCGUAGUAGUAGUCAGCGAUCACAACACUGGUGUCGAUCGCAAUAAAGUAUAUGCUGACUCUAAAGAAGAGAAGAUUGUAAGAGGCAAUCUGAAGUCGUCAGUGCAAAGAAACCUGAGUAAAGAAACAAUUACCAUACUUGAUUCAUUGAAUUAUAUUAAAGGUUUCAGAUACGAGUUGUAUUGUGUAACAAAAGAGUGCCAAACAACACAGUGUGUGAUAUUCUGUGAUACCAGUAAAGAACUAGCAAGUGAAUGGAACAAUAGCCGAGCUGAGGAAGAGAAGUAUUUGCAACAAAUAUUCGAUGGCCUUGUGCAGAGGUUUGAGGAGCCAAGGUCCAAUAACCGCUGGGAUAGUCCACUGUUUGUAAUUCAGAAGGACGAUGUGUUGCCGUUGGAUGCAAUAUCAGACGCUUUGUUGAAGAAGAAGGCUCCAGCCCCCAAUGCCUCCACGGCACCACAACCCCUCUCAUCUACCAACUUCCUGUAUGAACUGGACAAGACGACCCAGGACGUUGUGGGGGUCAUCAUGGGGUCACAGAAAACAUGUGUCCCUGGGGAUACUAUAGGCAUACCCGGAGCUACAGAUCAGCUUCAGUACACGCGACCUUUGACCCUUGCCGAGCUUCAGAGGUUGCGACGUCAGUUCAUCACGUACAUGAAGAUGCACCCCGUGUCCAACAACGCCCAACUUACAAACAUGUUUAUACAGUACCUUAAUAAUACGCUCAAAUAAAAAUAUAUGUUUUUUUUAAUAUUAUAUUCACUAGUAAUCAAUUUUAAAGGGUCAACAUUUUCGUAUAGAUUUGGUGUCAGCCUUUUUUAUGCUCCCCCAAAAUUUAUUUUGGGGGGAGCAUAUCGUCGCCGCUUCGUCUGUCCGUCCGUCUGUGUGUCCGUCCGUGCACAAUUUUUGUCCGGGCUAUUUCUCAGCAACUAAUGAUCGGAAUUCAAUGAAACUUUAUGGGAAGCUUCACUACCAAGAGGAGAUGUGCAUAUUAUCAGCGGGUUCUGGUCGGAUGAUUUUUCACAGAGUUAUGGCCCUUUGAAAUUUUCCAUUAACUGUACAUAUAGUGCAAUUUUUGUCCGGGCUAUUUCUCAGCAACUAAUGACCGGAAUUCCAUGAAACUUUAUGGGAAGCUGCACUACUAAGAGGAGAUGAGCAUAUUAUCAGCGGGUUCUGGUCGGAUGAUUUUUCACAGAGUUAUGGCCCUUUGAAAUUUUUGAAAUUUUCCAUUAACUGUACAUAUAGUGCAAUUCUUGUCCGGGCUAUUUCUCAGCAACUAAUGACCGGAAUUCAAUGAAACUUUACUGGAAGCUUCACUGCCAAGAGGAGAUAUGCAUAUUAUCAGCGGGUUCUGGUCGGAAUAUUUUUCACAGAGUUAUGGCCCUUUGAAAAUUUCUAUAAAAAAUUAUUGUCCCCCCAACUACUGUGCCCUCAAGACGUUUCCUUUUAUCUGAAUAUAUAGUGCAAUAUUGUGACGAAAAAAAUCUUUGGGGAGCAUCACCCGUCUCCGACAGUUUCUUGUUUAUCAGGUCAUGGGUUCAAUCUUUUGAAUGUUCCCAAGACUUUUGAUCAGAGAGUCCAGGUUUCGAUCAUUGAUGGGACCCGCACAAGCAGUUUUCUCCCGCCCUGGCAAGACAGUGAACUGGCACCGGGCUCCCCAGUUUUAUUGAUUAGAGUCUAACCAAAACUUUUGUUCAAUGAUAUUUAUUUGUACGUAUGUGUAAUUCUGCCCGUUGACUCAUUUUUUUUUACUGAAUCUUUUACUGUGUGUGUUUUGGCUUCAACUCGUCUGUACUUGUGUUGCAAGCUAUGCAUCUUCUAUGAAAUAAAUUGUGUGUAACAGUGCUAUAAUCAAGAGUUUAACAGUGAUGCAUGAU